Messenger RNA from Formica exsecta, 1023 nucleotides. RefSeq names its product chymotrypsin-1-like. The coding region runs from base 1 to 783 and encodes 260 amino acids. The record is from RefSeq and is a predicted model, not a curated record. Gene Ontology annotation, molecular function: serine-type endopeptidase activity. The transcript is spliced from 5 exons. Gene Ontology annotation, biological process: proteolysis. NCBI's taxonomy places the organism in Eukaryota, Metazoa, Arthropoda, Insecta, Hymenoptera, Formicidae.
AUGAUCAAGUUAGCUAUUCUCGUCGCUCUCAGUGCCAUCGCCCAGCAGGCUUGCUGCGAUGAGCCUGAACGAAUCAUCGGCGGUGACAUAGCCGCAAUUGGUCAAUUUAAGUAUCAAGUAUCCCUCCAAUCUUACGGUGAGCAUAUUUGCGGGGGUACUAUCAUUAGUAAUACGCACAUUCUCACUGCUGCUCAUUGCGUAGAUGACGAUUUCUAUACGAACGACAUGCUUACUAAAUUAUUUAAUUUGCAAAUUGUCGUAACUGGAACCAAUAGUCCGAGAAUAGGUGGCGAUAAACACGACAUCAAAUGCAUUCGAAUACAUCCAGAAUACACCGGUGAAAAAGAGAGUGGCUGGAGGGAUGAUAUCGCUGUGAUUACUUUGAAAAAACCGAUUAAAGCAAACGAUGUCCAAGGUCCGAUUCCUUUAGCAAGUAAAAACUACAUUAACGGUGACAAACGCGGCAUUGUGAGCGGAUGGGGAAGAACAAAAACAAGUGGAUCAUCCUCAGAAAUACUCAGAUGGCUUGGCGUUAAUGUCUUGAGCCAAGAGCGCUGCUUGCAAGGUCACAAAAAUCCACGCACCAAUGAAAACCAGAUAUGUACGCUGAAAAAGAUUGGGAAAGGUGCUUGCCAAGGUGACAGCGGUGGUCCACUCGUUGUCGAUGGUGAAGUCGUUGGUGUCGUCUCUUGGGUCUUGCUCUGCGCUUUGGGGAUAUCUGAUGUAUAUAGUAAUGUUUACAAGUAUCUCGGUUUUAUCGAAGAAUCUCAAUUAAUGUGCUGAUAAUUACCGUUGAUUGAUAAUUUAUGUUUGCAAAAUAUUAUUUAUUUUUUUCUUUUUUCAAUCUUUUUAACAGAUAUUCUUCACAAAGCAAUAAUGAAAAUGUUAUAUGUUACUUAAAAAAAGCAAAGUAAUUUUAUUUAUUAUUCUCUGAAUUUAUUUGAUAUUAUGACAUAUUCCUUUGUAUUGUCAACAAUUUUUUGUAAAAAAUAAUAUAAAAUAAUGUAAAAUAAAAUUAACAAU